CUAGAUAUUCUCAUGAUGGAUCUCCAGACCAACCAAACUCUAAGCCCGACCGAAUCAAAGCCGGCGGAGGCGGCCAGAGGUGGUUUCUUGACUACAAUAGUCGGGAAAGCAAAAAACAAUCUAACAUUCCGGUCAAAAUGGGGUGAACUGAACGGAGCAAUGGGUGACUUAGGCACCUACAUUCCGAUCAUACUGGCUCUAACGCUAGCCAAGGACUUGAACCUCGGCACCACACUCAUAUUCACUGGAAUCUACAACAUCAUAACCGGAGCCAUCUAUGGUGUACCCAUGCCGGUUCAACCCAUGAAGUCCAUAGCCGCAGUGGGUAUUUCCGAUGCUAACUUUGGUAUCCCUGAAGUCAUGGCGGCCGGAAUCUGCACCGGAGGAAUUCUGUUCGUUUUGGGUGUGACAGGGUUGAUGCAAUUGGCUUAUAAACUCAUACCCAUUUCGGUUGUUAGGGGGAUUCAAUUGGCGCAAGGAUUAUCUUUUUCCAUGACAGCCGUGAAGUAUAUUAGGUAUGAGCAGAACCUUUCAAAGUCGAAAUCACUUGGGCAAAGGCAUUGGUUAGGCCUUGAUGGACUUGUCUUGGCACUAAUCUGUGCUGGUUUCAUCCUCUUAGUUAAUGGAGCUGGAGAUGAAAAUGGUGAUGAUGUGAAUCAGAACUGUGAAUUGGGUAAUGAAAGGAGGAGGAGGGUUCGAUUUAGGAAGAUAAUUUCUUCAAUUCCCUCUGCUUUUAUAAUCUUUAUAUUGGGUUUAAUCUUAGCCAUAAUAAGAGAGCCUAAGAUUUUAAAAGGGAUAAAAAUUGGUCCAUCAUCUAUAGAGAUCAUUAAAAUAUCCAAACAUGAAUGGAAAGAAGGGUUCAUAAAGGGGACCAUACCUCAACUCCCAUUGUCCAUAUUAAACUCGGUGAUCGCUGUUUGCAAUCUAUCGUCUGAUCUCUUCCCGGGUAAGGAAUUCUCCGCGACUUCAUUGUCGAUUUCAGUUGGGCUUAUGAACUUGGUGGGUUGUUGGUUUGGGGCCAUGCCUUGCUGCCACGGAGCGGGUGGGCUCGCGGGUCAAUACAAGUUUGGCGGAAGGAGUGGCGGUUGUGUGGCCCUACUUGGGGCUGCAAAACUUAUAUUGGGUCUAGUAUUGGGUAGUUCGUUGGUUAAGAUUUUGUCUCAAUUUCCGGUUGGAUUGUUGGGGAUACUUUUACUAUUUGCUGGGAUUGAAUUGGCCAUGUGCUCGAGAGAUAUGAACACGAAGGAACAGUCGUUUGUGAUGCUCAUGUGCACUGCAGUGUCUCUUGUGGGCUCGAGUGCGGCUAUGGGGUUUGUUUGUGGAAUGUUGGUCCAUUUACUUCUCAAACUCCGUGAAUUGGGCCGAGGUAGUAGGGAUGUCCCUAGCCAAUGCUAACAAAUGAAGACUGCU
This is a messenger RNA of Impatiens glandulifera, 1410 nucleotides long. Its product is annotated as molybdate transporter 1-like. Gene Ontology annotation, molecular function: molybdate ion transmembrane transporter activity. The record is from RefSeq and is a predicted model, not a curated record. Gene Ontology annotation, biological process: molybdate ion transport. Bases 13 to 1395 code for a protein of 460 amino acids. The transcript has a single exon. Lineage: Eukaryota; Viridiplantae; Streptophyta; Magnoliopsida; Ericales; Balsaminaceae.